This is a messenger RNA of Paramuricea clavata, 504 nucleotides long. The record is from the annotation of a GenBank genome assembly. NCBI's taxonomy places the organism in Eukaryota, Metazoa, Cnidaria, Anthozoa, Malacalcyonacea, Plexauridae.
GAAAUAUCCCUUGAAAAAUAUCAAGAUUUUAUAAAGACAGGUAUAAGUGAUAUUAGUCACCUUGAAGAUGUCUCAGAGGACGAUAUUGAGGAUUUUAAGUUUCUCAUCAAGUUCGAAUUCAAGAGGCUUCUAUGGAAAUAUAAAGCCCACAAAGAUUCACUUCAUCUUCAAAAGACGGAAACUAUUAUUUUAAAUAAUUCUACAAGAGCAGGAAAUGUGGAUGCCAAGUUACAGGACGUCCAGUCAAUCGAAUGUGAUUGCUCUUCCCAAGGCAUUUCGGAACUUUGUCCAAACCAGAGAUGGAAUGAGAAAUGUUGUCAUAAAAACGGACACCCUGAAAAACAGUUCAAGAAUCUUUGGUCCGAACACCCAAAAAAUCCUACCCACUACUUUUCAAACUCAUUUAUCUUGCAUAUGGCAGCAGAAAGGAUGAAGUUUGUUCAAACCUUACACCAAUGUGAGUUGUGGUGCCGGAAACGAUGGAGGCGAAAAAAAUGCUACUAA